AUGGCUUGCGCGGACGAGACACUCACGGCCGCUGCUGCCAUUCUCCAAAAUCUCGCUAGAGAAGCCCCUUCCUCCGGUUCUCCCUCCUUCGACUUCACUUUCUCCCCGCAUUCCACAAAUGGCGUAGACUCGCUUCCCAAGUUACCUGGAGAGCCUAGCUUAGCAAAAGUUAGGUUCGAAAAUGAGUUAGAAGGCUUGGUCCGUCGGAUCCAUCGCAUGGAAGUUCAAACUCACCAAAACCACACACAAACCGUCCAAGACAUUCAACCCACACAACACGCUCAUAAGCGGAGAAAAUCUUCCAAGGAUGCGGAACCUGAAGUCCUCGAGGAAAGUGAUGCUGCGGGAAGCGAUGAAGAGGAGGAUGGCGGAGCAGCAACCUUAGUUCGGGAGGAAGACAUCAGCUACUUACGGAAUUAUGUUCAAAAGCAAGCGGAGGAAAUAAGUUUUCAGAAGAAUAUCAUCACUCAGGUCCGGGAAGAGCUACAACUGCAAGAAGUGCAAACGCGGCGAGCUCUCACCAAGGUCGAAAAUGAGGAUGUGGUUCUCCUGGAACGAGAGCUGCGCAAACAUCAGCAAGCAAACGAAGCUUUCCAGAAGGCACUACGAGAAAUCGGAGGCAUCAUAACUCAGGUCGCUAACGGAGAUUUAUCAAUGAAGGUUCAGAUCCAUCCCUUGGAGAUGGAUCCUGAAAUUGCCACUUUCAAACGGACAAUCAACACUAUGAUGGACCAACUCCAAGUUUUUGGUAGUGAGGUGUCUCGAGUCGCUCGUGAGGUCGGAACAGAAGGUAUACUUGGUGGACAAGCUCAAAUUACCGGCGUCCAUGGUAUCUGGAAGGAGUUGACGGAGAACGUCAACAUCAUGGCUAAAAAUCUUACGGAUCAAGUGCGUGAAAUCGCCGUUGUCACGACCGCUGUCGCACACGGUGAUCUCAGCCAGAAAAUCGAAAGCCGGGCUCAAGGUGAAAUUCUCGAACUUCAACAAACGAUCAAUACCAUGGUGGACCAACUUCGGACUUUUGCAACGGAGGUUACUCGUGUCGCUCGCGAUGUCGGUACAGAAGGUGUUCUCGGUGGUCAAGCUCAGAUCGAAGGCGUACAAGGCAUGUGGAAUGAACUAACGGUAAACGUGAACGCGAUGGCAAACAAUUUGACGACACAAGUGCGCGAUAUUGCAACGGUUACUAAAGCAGUCGCUAAAGGUGAUCUUACCCAGAAGGUCCAGGCAAACUGCAAGGGAGAAAUUGCCGAGCUAAAGAAUAUUAUCAACUCCAUGGUUGACCAACUUCGCCAAUUUGCGCAAGAAGUCACCAAGAUUGCUAAAGAGGUCGGUACUGAUGGUGUACUUGGUGGGCAAGCUACCGUCAAUGAUGUGGAAGGCACGUGGAAGGAUCUCACCGAAAAUGUCAACCGAAUGGCCAAUAACCUGACCACCCAAGUCAGAGAGAUCGCGGAUGUGACAACCGCUGUCGCAAAGGGUGAUCUCAGCAAGAAGGUUACCGCCAAUGUCCAAGGAGAAAUACUAGAUCUCAAAAGCACGAUCAACGGCAUGGUGGACCGACUUAAUACAUUCGCCUUUGAAGUCAGCAAAGUCGCUAGGGAGGUCGGAACAGACGGUACCCUUGGCGGCCAAGCUAAAGUAGAUAAUGUGGAAGGGAAAUGGAAGGACCUCACCGACAACGUCAACACCAUGGCCCAGAAUUUGACCUCACAGGUGCGAAGUAUAUCAGACGUCACGCAAGCCAUUGCCAAGGGUGAUUUGAGCAAGAAGAUUGAAGUCCACGCCCAGGGAGAGAUCUUAACCCUCAAGGUCACAAUCAACCACAUGGUGGACCGUCUAGCUAAAUUCGCCACGGAGUUGAAGAAGGUCGCACGCGAUGUCGGUGUUGAUGGCAAAAUGGGUGGCCAGGCAAACGUGGAAGGAAUCGCUGGGACGUGGAAGGAGAUCACAGAGGACGUCAACACCAUGGCAGAGAAUCUUACGUCGCAGGUACGAGCCUUUGGCGAAAUCACAGAUGCAGCAACAGAUGGUGAUUUCACAAAACUCAUCACCGUCAAUGCCUCUGGUGAGAUGGAUGAGUUGAAACGCAAGAUCAAUAAAAUGGUGUCGAAUCUACGGGACAGUAUUCAGCGAAACACAGCCGCCAGAGAGGCUGCCGAAUUGGCAAACCGCACCAAGUCCGAAUUCCUGGCAAACAUGAGUCACGAAAUCCGAACACCUAUGAAUGGUAUCAUUGGUAUGACACAGUUGACUCUGGACACGGACGAUCUGAAACCGUACACUCGGGAGAUGUUGAAUGUGGUGCAUAAUUUGGCGAAUAGUCUUUUGACGAUCAUUGACGACAUACUCGAUAUUUCGAAGAUCGAAGCGAAUCGUAUGGUGAUCGAGAGCAUCCCGUUCACAGUUCGCGGCACCGUCUUCAACGCCCUGAAGACAUUAGCAGUCAAGGCCAACGAGAAAUUCCUGAGUCUCACAUACCAAGUCGACAAUACAGUUCCUGACUAUGUCAUUGGUGACCCCUUCCGUCUGCGCCAGAUUAUACUGAACUUAGUCGGCAACGCGAUCAAAUUUACCGAGCAUGGCGAGGUCAAGUUGACGAUCUGCAAGUCGGACCGCGAACAGUGUGCGGCAGAUGAAUACGCCUUUGAGUUUUCAGUCUCAGAUACUGGAAUUGGUAUAGAGGAGGACAAGCUUGAUUUGAUCUUCGAUACUUUCCAACAGGCAGAUGGGUCGACCACACGAAGAUUCGGAGGCACUGGCCUUGGGUUGUCUAUCUCAAAACGCUUAGUCAACCUAAUGGGUGGUGAUGUAUGGGUCACUUCCGAAUACGGCCACGGCAGCACAUUCCAUUUCACCUGCGUCGUGAAGCUGGCAGACCAGUCUCUCAAUGUCAUCGCAUCCCAACUCCUGCCGUACAAGAAUCACCGUGUCCUCUUUAUCGACAAGGGAGAAAACGCCAAUGAGGCAGAAAGUGUCCUGAAGAUGCUGAAGAAGCUGGAUCUUGAACCGUUGGUUGUCCGCAAUGAGGAACAUGUCCCACCCCCAGAGAUUCAAGACCCCUCCGGCAAAGAGUCUGGUCACGCUUAUGAUGUGAUUAUUGUGGACUCAGUAAACACGGCCAGGAUGCUCCGAACAUACGAUGACUUCAAAUACGUUCCCAUCGUGUUGGUAUGCCCACUGGUCUGCGUCAGCUUGAAGUCGGCCUUGGAUCUUGGAAUUAGCUCUUACAUGACAACACCAUGCGAGCCGAUUGAUCUAGGCAACGGUAUGCUGCCUGCGCUCGAGGGACGCUCCACGCCAAUCACCACUGACCACUCGCGCUCGUUCGACAUCCUUCUUGCUGAGGACAAUGACGUUAACCAGAAAUUGGCCGUGAAAAUUCUCGAGAAGCACAACCAUAAUGUCUCAGUUGUUGGCAAUGGCCAAGAAGCUGUGGAUGCUGUUAAGCAGCGCCGCUAUGAUGUGAUUUUGAUGGAUGUGCAAAUGCCAGUUAUGGGUGGCUUUGAGGCUACGGGCAAGAUUCGCGAGUAUGAAAGAGACAGUGGUUUGAGCCGAACACCAAUUAUUGCUCUCACAGCCCACGCCAUGUUGGGUGACCGAGAGAAGUGUAUCCAGGCCCAGAUGGACGAAUAUUUGUCCAAGCCGCUGAAGCAGAACCAAAUGAUGCAGACCAUUCUCAAAUGUGCCACUCUCGGUGGCUCUCUUCUAGAAAAGAGCAAGGAGUCUCGCAUCUCAAGCAGUGGGGAGAUGCAUCAUGUCCACACAGGCCCAGAUGGCAAGUCGCAACGUCCGGGAAUGGAAGCCCGAUCAAUCACAGCAUCGAGUUCCGCAAACCAUACCCUCGCUAGCCCGACUUCCGAGAGAAGCGAGCAGCUCUCUAUGGAUAGGGUAAGACCUUGA
Messenger RNA from Aspergillus puulaauensis, 3903 nucleotides. RefSeq names its product putative two-component osmosensing histidine kinase (Bos1) (gene tcsC). Gene Ontology annotation, biological process: phosphorylation; cellular hyperosmotic response; phosphorelay signal transduction system. The record is from RefSeq and is a predicted model, not a curated record. Gene Ontology annotation, molecular function: phosphorelay sensor kinase activity. NCBI's taxonomy places the organism in Eukaryota, Fungi, Ascomycota, Eurotiomycetes, Eurotiales, Aspergillaceae. The transcript has 2 exons. Gene Ontology annotation, cellular component: membrane. Bases 1 to 3903 code for a protein of 1300 amino acids.